AGAGCCAAAGAUGUCGGCUCGGUCAUGUGAUCAGCUGUGUCCAAUCACAGCUGAUCACAUGUACACUGAUCAUCAGGGCACUGAUGAUCAGUGUGCCCUGAUGAUCAGUGUGGCCCCAGAAGUGCCCCCUGUCAGUGCUGAUCAGUGCCACAUCAAUGCCACAUAUCAGUGCCCAUCUGAGCUGUCUUUCAGUGCCACCUAUCAAUGCCAAUCAGUGCCACCUAUCAGUGCCAGUCAGUGCCGCCUAUCAGUGCGCAUCAGUGCCGCCUAUUAGUGCCAGUCAGUGCCGCCUAUCAGUGCCGGUCAGUGUUGCCUAUCAGUGCUGCCUAUCAGUGCCAGUCAGUGCUGCCUAUCAGUGCCGCCUAUCAGUGCCAUAUAUCAGUGUCAUAUACCAGUGCUGCCUUUCAGUGCCCAUCAGUGAUGCCUGUCAAUGCCCAUCAGUGCAACCUACCAGUGCCUCCUCAUCAGUG
This is a messenger RNA of Staurois parvus, 470 nucleotides long. The record is from the annotation of a GenBank genome assembly. Lineage: Eukaryota; Metazoa; Chordata; Amphibia; Anura; Ranidae.